This is a messenger RNA of Eimeria necatrix, 170 nucleotides long. RefSeq lists its product as hypothetical. The annotation marks the transcript as partial. Lineage: Eukaryota; Apicomplexa; Conoidasida; Eucoccidiorida; Eimeriidae. The transcript has a single exon. The record is from RefSeq and is a predicted model, not a curated record.
CAGCAGCAGCAGCAGCAGCAGCAGCAGCAGCAGCAGCAGCAGCAGCAGCAGCAGCAGCAGUAGCAGCAGCGGCAGCGGCACGGCAGCAGCAGCGGCGGCGGGGGCGGAGGGAGGAGAGGCAGCAGCAACAGCAAACGCAGCAGCAGCAAGCGCAGCAAGAGGAGAACUGA